This is a messenger RNA of Lytechinus variegatus (green sea urchin), 1262 nucleotides long. RefSeq names its product nuclear migration protein nudC-like. Lineage: Eukaryota; Metazoa; Echinodermata; Echinoidea; Temnopleuroida; Toxopneustidae. Bases 66 to 1079 code for a protein of 337 amino acids. Gene Ontology annotation, biological process: protein folding. Gene Ontology annotation, cellular component: cytoplasm. The record is from RefSeq and is a predicted model, not a curated record. The transcript has 9 exons.
UAAUGCUAGAAAACGAAGACUACGAAAUUUUAUUCAUCCAUUUCUGCUGAACCACAUGUGGAAAAAUGGCUGAGGAUGACGAUAGAUUUGACGGUAUGCUGAUGGCAAUGGCCCAGCAACAAGAACAAGGAAUUCAUCAGCUCAUCAAUGAUUUCUUUGGAUUUCUGAGGAGGAAAACAGAUUUCUUCACAGGAGCACAGAAAGGAGAAGCAGAGAAGGUGGUAAUAGGAAGCUUCAAGGCUCAUCAAAAGAUUGCUUUAGAUGCUAAGAAGAAGAAGGAAGAAGAAGCAGCAGCGGCUGAGAAGGCCAAGGCAGAGAGGAAGGCUAAAGAGGCAGCAGCAAGGCUAGCUGCAGAGUCCAAGAAGAAAGAUCAGGACCAACCCAAGAUACAAGAACUUACAGAUGAAGAGGCAGAGAGAUUACAAGCUGAAAUAGACAGGGAGAAAGCAGGUGAGCCCAGUGAAGGAGCAGAUGCUACAGGAGAUACUGGAAAUACAGAAUCCAAAAAGGAAACAAAAGAAGAUGAUGAUGACGAAGAGGAUGAUGAAGAAGAUAAGGGAAAGAUGAAACCAAACUCAGGCAAUGGAGCUGACAUGCCAAAUUAUAGAUGGACACAAACGCUGCAAGAAGUAGAGGUACACAUUCCAAUGCCAAUGGCAGUUAAACCCCGCGACCUUGUCGUGUCCAUCACCAAACAUCGCUUGAAGGUCGGGUUGAAAGGUCAUGACCCCAUAUUAAAUGGUGAAACAUGCAAUGAACUAAAGGAAGAAGAGAGCCACUGGGUCAUUCAAGACAAACAGAUUGUUAUUCUUUACCUUGAAAAGAUCAACAAAAUGGAAUGGUGGGAUAGGUUAGUGAAGUCAGAUCCUCAGAUUAACACCAAGAAAGUCAAUCCAGAAAACUCAAAGUUGUCAGACUUGGAAGGAGAGACUCGCGGUAUGGUAGAGAAGAUGAUGUAUGAUCAAAGACAAAAAUCAAUGGGAUUACCUACAUCAGAAGAUCAAAAGAAACAAGAUAUUCUCAACAAAUUUAUGAAGCAACAUCCUGAAAUGGACUUCUCCAACACCAAAUUCAACUAAUUGUAGACCAUUGAUCAUCACCACCCCAUACUACAGUGAAUCUCACAGGAUUAAGUUAAGAGAAUGGCAUGAGAGAUACAAGUUCCCUUUCAUUUCAGCUGAGUAUUUUAAGAUUGAUAAAAGAUUUGAUUUGCAGAACUUUGAAAAAGAAAUCAUCAUGUGAAAAAACAAAGUCUCAUUUCA